UAUUAUACUGUAUAAAUUGUGGGAAGAGGCAGAGCUAAAAAUUUAAAUCUAGUAACUUUUACGUUUGUGACUCACACAGGGAUGUAACAUCAUCAAAAAAUGACAAACCAACCCAACCUAAUAAUGGCGUCUGAUGGGGAAGAAAUAAUAACUGAUCAAGAAAAAGUAAGAAUAGUAUCAGAUUUUAUUCUUCAUUCACCGCCGGGAGAGUUUAAUGAGGUUUUUAACGAUGUCCGUAAAUUACUAAACAACGAUGACCUUCUUAAGGAGGGCGCAAGUGGGGCAUUCGCUCAAUAUAAUAAGGACCAAUUAACACCUGUAAAAAUAGAAAAUGCCGAUACUUUGGUGCUUAUUACCGAAUACAACGAUCUAGGAAGUAAUAGAUUUUAUGAUCCUAGAAGUAAGCAAUCCUUUAAGUACGACCACUUAAGAAAGGAUGCUUCGGAUUACCAAUCGUACACACCUGAUGCUUCGGCCGAACCCUGGAGAGCAGCAAUAGAUGCAGAAUUUAUGCAGUAUGCUAGAAACCAUUAUAAGGACGGCGUUAGCAGCGUGUACGGGCGCAGUCAACCAGGUGGAGUUAUUACCGUCACUGCAUGUAUAGAAGAUCAUCAGUUUCAACCAAAAAACUUUUGGAAUGGCCGAUGGCGCUCUCAAUGGUUCGUCACUUUAAAUGGCAGUUCAACAGCGGAAGUACGUGGAGUAUUAAAAGUCCAGGUGCACUAUUACGAAGAGGGCAACGUACAACUUGUCAGUUCGAAGGAAGUAAAAGAAUCCAUCCCAGUAACAAAUGAAGUUCAAACUGCCAGAGAAAUUGUGCAGUUAAUCGAAGAAUCCGAAAAUUUAUAUCAAACUGCAAUAUCGGAGAACUACCAAACAAUGUCGGACACGACUUUUAAAGCGUUACGUCGAUUGUUACCGGUUACGCGUACGAAAAUCGAUUGGAAUAAAAUUGUUUCAUAUAGUAUUGGAAAGGAGUUGAAAACUCAAUGAUAAGUGAAAUGUAUAAACUUACUGGCUGUCUAUCAAACACUGUGCGCCUUGUUAUCGCUUGAAAGGUUUUGUACAUAUGGCCCGGUUUUGUUGAGUUUUAGACAGUGCAGGGAUAGCCAUUUAGCAUAAUUAUUUCACGAAAGAACGUAGUUUCUCAAUUGUGCCGAUCAGUUACUUGGACUAUGACAUGUUAUUUCCUUUAGUUUUUCUACAAAAGCGCUUUUUGCCCAUGAUUUCACUGUGUUUAAGUCUAUUUCGAUGUUUGAACAGUCUAUCCCUGAGAACGGAGUGUGCAAUACAAAGGCACAAUUUCCCGUUGCUUUUCUAGUUAUUUGGCUUAUGUUAUAUACAGUAAGAAUUAUUCCUAAUUAUUUUGUAAUUUUUAUUUACCAUUAUCACUGCAUUUGUUAUUACUUAUGCUAAUAGUUUCGAUAUUUUUAAAUGGAUUAGAAAAUUAUAUGAAUUGCUGCCCAGAAAAUGAAAUAAUUUAUAUCUUGUUAAAUUGGACCGUUGUAUGGGUUAUUUUUUAAAUAAA
Molecule: messenger RNA, 1528 nt
Organism: Photinus pyralis (common eastern firefly)
Lineage: Eukaryota; Metazoa; Arthropoda; Insecta; Coleoptera; Lampyridae
Gene: cpa
Product: F-actin-capping protein subunit alpha
Exons: 1
Coding region: 100-993 (297 amino acids)
Biological process (GO): barbed-end actin filament capping; actin cytoskeleton organization
Cellular component (GO): actin cortical patch; F-actin capping protein complex
Molecular function (GO): actin filament binding
Source: RefSeq, a predicted model, not a curated record